AUGUCUCUAUCAAAACAAUCAAUUCAAUCAUAUUAUAUGGAAUUUUUAUGUUGUGCUACAUGUUCACAUGAUUUUGAAUAUGAAAAUCCAUUAUAUCAUCCAAUAACAUUACCUAUGUGUGGUCAUACAAUGUGUAAAUACUGUAUUAUAAUAUGUAAUGAAACAAAAUGUCCACAAGAUCAAAUUUCAUUUGAAAUAAAUCAUACACCAAUUGAUCAAUUACCAAUAAAUUAUCCAUUAUUAAUGAUUUUUUAUGAUUCAUCAAAAUUACCAAAAGAUAAAGAACAACGUCAUGGUCAAUGUCCAUCUUAUAUGAAACUUGAUAUAAAAACAAAAUCAGAUUUUGAAACUAUAGAAAAAUUUCUUGGUGAAAUAUCACUUAUGUUUAAACGAAUAAUUAAUGAUAGAGAAUGUCAAUUAAUAUUCAGUCGUUCAACAAUACGAAAAAUAUUUAAUUUAUUAAAUAUUCAAUUUAUUGAUUGUAAAAAUCUUUUCAAAAUUCUUAAAGCAAUAAAUAGUCUUGCUAAACAUAUAUGUAUUGAUUUUAUUGUUCAUUAUCAAGAUCAUCAACAAUUAAUCCAAUAUAUUCAAUCAAAUAUUGGUCUACGACAUGAACAAAUUGUUGAGUCAGAUAUGAUAGAAACAAUUUUAAAAUUAAUAUUAUUAUUUAAUGAAAACCAUCCAAUGAAACAAAAUGAUAAAUUCUCCUCAACAUUAUACAUUAAAUCUGAAUAUGAAAAGUAUGAAAAUCUUCGUGGAGUUUUUGAUUCUACGUUUAUUGGUAUGAUUAUAAAAACAGGAUUAAUCGUAUCAUCGGAACAAUGGUCAUCAUUAUUAUAUGGCGAUGUAAAAUAUGAAGUAGCAAUGGAAAUUAUAAUUAAAAAAUUUUCAACAUCUGAUACAUUUACCAAAUCCAUUGAAAAACUUUUACAAAUUUUAGAACAAGCUGGUGUUCACCAAAACAAUUUAUCAAAGUUUGAAACAAGUUUUAAAUUUUUACCAACAAUUUAUUUAAAUAUAAAUAAUGAUAAUGAAGAUAAUCGUUUAUCAUGGAUGAAAAUUGCAUUGGUAAUCAAGACAUUUCGUGAAGGCGUACAAUGUUUACCUUAUUUUAAUCAGUAA
Messenger RNA from Rotaria sp. Silwood1, 1122 nucleotides. Lineage: Eukaryota; Metazoa; Rotifera; Eurotatoria; Philodinida; Philodinidae. The record is from the annotation of a GenBank genome assembly.